Messenger RNA from Colius striatus (speckled mousebird), 1617 nucleotides. It is a transcript of the gene METTL6, whose product is annotated as methyltransferase 6, tRNA N3-cytidine. The transcript has 7 exons. The record is from RefSeq and is a predicted model, not a curated record. NCBI's taxonomy places the organism in Eukaryota, Metazoa, Chordata, Aves, Coliiformes, Coliidae. Bases 534 to 1442 code for a protein of 302 amino acids.
GCCUCCUGGCGCCCUUCCGGGGCUCGAGUGCAGCGGAGAAAGUGCUCCGGGGCCGGCGGCGGAUACAGCGAGGCGAGGAGAGGUCGCUGGGCUGAUCAGGGGCUGCUGUACCUGCGGAAAGGGCGCGGGUCCCCGGAGGGACGUCCCUCAGAGGAGAGGUGGGGGCCCGGCGCUCCCCGCCCUCGGUAGGGCCGGGCCGGACAGGAGGGGCCUUCGCUACCGGGAGAGUGGGCUCGGCCGUGGUGGCCGCGGCUGGUCCGAGGGACGGCCCUUGGCGGGAAGUCUUCCCUGUGAGGAGACCGGGGGCUCGCACAGAAGUAUAUGCUUGCGGUCUUACGGCUGGAUUAAACACCUUUAAAUGGCUCUGUAGCCUAAACACAGGCUGUUAAAACUGUGUAUGUUAUCGUGAUAAAUUCCCACCGCAGAGUUUUCUGAGCACAAAUGGAUCCUUGGUUGUUUUACCUAAGUUAAGUGAUGGAAACAUACACUAAAGAAAAAAAAGUCACCCUUUGGUCUUUGACAUUCAUAUUUGUAUGAAAGAAUCUAGUAUGUCCCAAGAAAAGACAUCAGACAAUUGCUUAAAUAUAAUAACACCAUCUACUGAAGUUGGUGCUUGCCAAAUAAAGGGCCAUAAUGCAAGAAUCCUUAGCCCAGAAGAAGCUGAGAAACUGGCAAAUGAUCGUGUUUUAGUGUCUGAGUUCAAACAACUGAAAUUGGAGAAAGAGGCACAGAAGAACUGGGAUCUAUUUUACAAAAGAAACAGCACCAACUUCUUCAAAGACAGACAUUGGACAACCAGAGAGUUUCAAGAGUUAAAUGCAUGUCGAGAGUUUGCAGCUCAGAAACUGACCAUUCUGGAAGCAGGCUGUGGGGUUGGCAACUGCUUGUUUCCACUCUUAGAAGAAGAUCUGAAUAUUUUUGCAUAUGCCUGUGAUUUCUCACCUAGAGCUGUUGAAUAUGUGAAGAAAAAUGCCUUAUACAGUACUGAAAGAUGUAAAGUGUUCCAGUGUGAUCUUACCAAAGAUGAUCUUCUAGAAAAUAUACCAGCAGAUUCUGUGGAUGUUGUCACACUUAUAUUUGUGCUUUCUGCCAUUCAUCCUGACAAAAUGCAUCUUGUCUUGAGGAAUAUCUACAAGGUAUUAAAACCAGGCAGGUGUGUAUUGUUCAGAGACUAUGGACUGUAUGAUCAUGCAAUGCUCAGGUUCAAAUCUGGCAGCAAACUUGGAGAAAACUUUUAUGUUAGACAAGAUGGUACAAGAUCGUAUUUUUUUACUGAAGAGUUCUUGUCUCAGCUCUUCAAGGCUGAGGGAUACGAGCAAGUGGUCAAUGAAUAUGUGCAGCGAGAAACUGUGAAUAGGAAAGAAGACUUGUGCGUGCCAAGAGUUUUUCUUCAAAGCAAAUUUCAAAAGCCUUUCAAUAUGAAAUAUGGAUGCUGUUUCUGAUUCAAGUAGAAGAUGGUUUAGUAAUGCAGGCAACCUGUUUAAUAUCUGUAUUUCUGCUUCUAAAGUAAAUGCUGUACAGCAUUCUUGGAGGAUCAGGUAAAGCACACUAGAUAUGGUUAAUUUUAAGCAUUAGUUUCCAUCAGUUAUUAUAAUAAUUGUUAUUUCCAUUUUAAUU